AUGAUGCCGAAGCCUAUAGCAUUCCCCACAGAUGCCUUGGAGAUUCAGGCGUAUGCCAUGCAGGUUGCUGGACACAAGAAGACUGAAGAUACUAAGUUUCUAGGUCUUCUCCAAUGUAGCAACGGCACUAUCCUCAAACCGAUAAUCAAGGAGGCUCAGAAGCGAGAGGUUGACUUCUAUAAGCGGAUCUCCCUGUCUGAGGAUCCGGACUUAGUCGAGUUGCGCAGUUGUACGGCCAAGUACUUCGGCUGCAAGAAAUUCACCUACAACGGUUUUGAACAAGAGUAUAUCAUACUAGAAGAUCUCACAGUAAGAAUGCUCGAACCGUGUGUCAUGGACGUCAAAAUAGGUAAAAGAACAUGGGACCCCUUAGCGACAGAAGAAAAGAUCAAAAAAGAAAAGUCCAAGUACACAGAAUGUAAGCAACAAUACGGGUUCUGUAUCCCAGGGUUCCAUGUGUACAAGCACACUACUGGACAACUACACAAGUACAACAAGGACUACGGGAAGAGACUGCACGGAGAAGCUGUGAAAGAUGCGAUCAGGAAGUACCUAAACGGUUUGGGCACGGUGCUGUGCCGGGCGCUGGUGCUGCAGUUCCUGUCGCAACUGUGGCGCAUACAGAAGUGGGCGCGCCACCAGCUCGCUCUGCGCCUCUACAGCACAUCGCUCCUGCUCGUGUAUGAUGCCACCAGGCUCAGGGAAUGCUGCGGGGAGACCAAAGACCCUCCGUCUCGCUCGUCGCCGGUGUGCUGGGGCGGUGCGGGGGUGGGUGCGGGUGCGGGGGCGGGGGCGGCGCGGCGGGCCUCGCUGGGCGCGUCCAACUUCAGCGGGCAGGUGGGCGCGCACGGCCCGCUGUACUCGCGCGUGAGCGGCGUGCCCACGCUCCCGCUGGCCUCGCACGCGGCGCUCGGCUCGCCCGACCCUCCCCCCGGCCCCCCCUCGCCCUGGGACGACGCGCUGCAGCGCCUCAGCGUCACGCACUCGCCCGACCACAACUACGACGGCAAGCUGUCCCGGAUCAAGAUGAACUACCGCGCGACGCUCGACCAGCUCUGCUCCGACUCGCCCAACCCGAACCCCUGGGGCACCGUCAAGAUCAUCGACUUCGUCCACGCCUUCUUCAACGACGAGGACGAGAGGGAACCGGACGACAACUUCAGGGAGGGCAUAGACAAUUUCGUAGAGAUAUUCGAGUCCUUCCUGAGGGAGACCGACGACCAAGUGAUUUAUGCGUGA
This is a messenger RNA of Arctia plantaginis, 1239 nucleotides long. NCBI's taxonomy places the organism in Eukaryota, Metazoa, Arthropoda, Insecta, Lepidoptera, Erebidae. The record is from the annotation of a GenBank genome assembly.